CACCCAUUUCCAAACACACAAAAUCAUACCACACAGUUUCUUUUACACACAGUGUGCACUGGCACCUAAUCUGAGGUCAUUUCAAAGGACACGGAGAAAAAUAGAACAACUGUAGAAGUUUAGAAAGAAGAGGUUUGAGUGGACUGCAUGAGCUCUGUGUUGUUUUCUCGGAGAAAGGGACAACAUGCAAGUCUUCCUCCUCCUCUUCCUCAGUGAGAUCUUGCUGCUGAGACUGACCUCUGCAACCACACUGAAAGGGCAAAGACAAAACAUGAGGGUUAGUAUCAGCGCUGUUGGAGACACCAUUGUUUUCAAGUUCUUCCAGCCCCAUGUGGACACCAGACUGGAGGGAUACAUCCUGGGCUAUGGCAGCAGCAUGUUCUCCAAACAAUUCAUCCAGCUACCUGAGGAUGGACAACCCUAUGAGACUGAGAUAGAUGCUGAGCCCAAAUAUCUAAUUGCGGUACAGUCAAAGAAUCCUGAAGAACCUAAGAAAAAAUGUGCAGGGAAAGUGGAUCUAGAGAAACCAUUGAACAUUGUGAUUGGCUCGGUAACACAGUCGUCAGUGCUGCUGUCCUGGGGGACACUAAUGAUCAGCCCCUUCAUGGAUACCGUUCUGGAUGACUGUUUUGAUGAAGGACAGUUCACAGUCCGCUACAGAGAGAAGGAACCUAGCAAUACCUGGAACUACCAGACCUGUCCAUCCACCAGCACAGUCAUUGACAACCUCAAACCAGAUGCUCUGUAUGAGUUUGCAGUCCGUGCUGACACCGACACAAACAGUGGAGUCUGGAGUCCAGCGGUCAUCCAUAACACAGCUGAUCAAAUAAUAGAGCCAUUCAAGGAACUGAACCAGGCAAAGCCUAAGAAGCCUCUCUUAGCAAGUCAGCAAUCAUUUUUGCCACCAGUGCCAGUCUUAAGCAACAUUAACCAGACCAGAGCAGCCCCUCUUCUUAUACACACUAGCCUUCCAAAGCAAAGGAAAACUUCAGGGGCGGAAAAUCCCACGACAGUUCCUAAACAGCUACCUGCCUCAACCGAGGCCCUUCCUUCCUCUCACACGUCUAUCAUUCUGCCCACGCCAAAGACCACAAGCACAGUUCAACCUCGAAACCCCACCAGUCAUCCCAGUACAACCCAAGCAAAUCUGAUCACAGAGCAACAUACUAGCAUAACCCCACAACAACCUACAACAUCUCAGCCACAACCUUCCAGAACCCAACAAAAAACCAGCACAACCCUUCCACCACCCACUACAAUCCAACAAUAUACCAUCAAAACGCAGAUCUCAGUCAAAGAUCAACCAUAUACAUCCAAACAGCUGAAUACAGCCCAAUACCAGUUUAGUGAAACAUCUUUCCCUAAUCCACCAACAACCAAACCACUAAUUCACCAAACUCUACAACCCACCACAAGCACUAUCCAGGAACAUCCCCACCCAUCUAAGAAACAAGACACCAUAACUCAGGACAGUCUCCAUACAAGAAAAAUUCAGCCCAGUACCAAGCGGCAUCGAUUGAGCACAACCCAGCGUUCACGAGGCACGUCCAAACACCAAACCACUCACACAUACUUUCCAAAAACCACUUCUCACUACCAGUUCAGCACAAUUGCAAAUUCCGAACAGCCAAACACCAAACCACCACCACCAACAACACAGAACUGGUCCACAAACAGCCAUUCUCCGACAAACACAGCUUUGACUUCACCCACUACUUUGGCAAAUAUUGUCUCAAUAACAGACAAACAUACAGAUGUCUUAGUAUCACAGCUGAAAACCAAUGUAAGCAAACAUACAGUAUUUAGCACUAAUCCAUCCAUCCCUGAAGAAUAUUCUACAUCCCAUAUUCCCACAACUGAAUAUCCUCUUACCGAGAAUAUACAGGAACUGACUCCACAUCCUAUAUAUCUACCCAUAACCUUUUGGUACCAGUCUAGACCCAGCACCACAACAAAGCAUUCCAGCACCAUUAAACAGCAAGCUAGCACUGCUAAAUACAACCCAAAAACGGACUCCCAGGUUGAAAAUCGACAGCCUACUCCUGAAGAACGGUUGCCAGGUACCCCAAAAAACCUAUUAAACCUCACACCUCAAACAGCUUUCACCAUAUCUGAUGCCGUUCAAAACUCACCCGUGGCGGGAAGGGUAACAGUGGGGACGAAUCAUCCAAGUCGACCAGCGGCUAGUUCCCAGCCAAAGGACGAACAGCUACUGCCACAGCCAACACUUACAAAUGAGGUGCCCAAUAGGAAUGAGGGGAGAGGUAUCUUCCCCAACUCUUCUCCUGUGUUCCACCCCAUGGCAAGAAAUGCUACACAUAAACUGAGGCCUCGUGGUCGUGUCCCUCCAGUUCCCCCCAAAAGGUUUUUCAGGCCAACCUAUGGGUAUCGUAACUCAACUGUCAACAAGAAAAGGGAGCACCAUCAAAGACUCUGGAGGGACAAAAGCCAGAAGAGAACCAAAGAGCAACAUGUGAAGACAAUGCGGAACCAGGUCUCAAAGACUAAAGAAAAGGAAAAGGUUACUGAUCUGAAGCAGAUGGACCCAGUACCAGACAUGAAACCUCUAGCUCCACCCACUAUUGAAAGACCAGCCAAAAAACGGCCUUCAUCGACAACAACCCCACAAUCUGUUUUUGAGGGGAGUCGUUUUGAUACCGUUGACAACUCCUCUGUGUUCAGUUCUCAUCCCCUGUCUGAGGUGGAUGCCACAGGGAAGAAACGUUUCGUAGCGCCUCAUGUGAUCUAUAGAACCGACAAACGUCCGGAGGAGCCCUGCUCUGUCACUCGCUCUCUCAGCUUCUUUCCUGAUGAGGAGGUGGGAAACUUGAAUGUCACUGGCCCACCCAAGAGCCCUCCUUCCAACCUUACUGUGGUCACAGUGGAAGGAUGCCCCUCCUUCAUCAUCCUUGACUGGGACAAAACAGACAAUGAGACCACAGAAUAUGAGGUAGUUUCCUCCACCAAGGGUCCGCAUGGAGAGAAGGUGUCCAUCCAGACAACAAAUCAAACACAUACAACUGUGCAGAACCUGACACCAGAGAGCAGUUAUGAAUUCAAAGUUACACCCAAAAAUGAGCUGGGUUCAGGCCCAGCCAGUGAACCAGUCACCUUCAGUACUGAGUCAGCUGAUCCUCGUGUGAGUCAGAUCCAAACUGGUAAAAAUGCCAUCUGGUCAUCAUUUCCAUUCAAGGCUGACUCGUACUCCGAGUGCAAUGGGCAGCAGUUCAUAAAGCGGACCUGGUACCGCAAGUUUGUGGGUAUCCAGUUGUGCAACUCUCUUAGAUACAAGAUCUACCUGAGCGACGCUCUUAAUGGGAAGUUCUACAGCAUAGGAGAUCAAACAGGGUAUGGGGAGGAUCACUGCCAAUUUGUUGACUCGUUCCUGGAUGGACGAACCGGUGGUCCUCUUUCACCAAAUCAGUUACCACCCAGAAAAGGCUUUUACCGGGCCAUGCGUCAGGAGCCUGUCAAGUUUGGGGAGAUCGGAGGAAAUUCCAUGAUCAACUACGUGGCCUGGUACGAGUGUGGGAUACCCAUUCCUGGGAAGUGGUAGGACCCCGAGGAGCAGAUGGAAGAUGUGGCAGAUAAGAAACAUCAGUUGCCAAGGGAGAACAGCCUUUUUACGGGAUGUUUGUGUACAGAGAAUGAUUUCAUUGGAGUAUGUAUCUGUAUUUUCAGGUAUCAGGCACAUAUAGAAUUAUUUAUAAGCUGAAGUAGUGCAGCAAUCGUACAGAGAGCUAAAUGAAUAUUAUUGUUGAUAUGUUGAACUUUUGGGAUUAUAGGGAAGCAGGCUCCCUUGAAGGCUAGAUGAAUGUGAAUAAUUUUUUUUUUUAAUCAAAAUGUUGCAUAUGCCACUGAAACAAAAAUGACCAUGACUGGCCAACUUAAUGUUCCAGGGUUAAAACAGGUUUUGUAGACAGCAUCUACACACAGACAGCAUCUGACAUUGUCAUCACAGAAAAUAAUUUUUGCUAACAAAAAAUAAUACAUAUAUGUAUACAUUCCAUUAACAGCUCAAGCACAAUGUUUAACAAAUAAUUUAAAGACUGUCAUUUAUACAAUUGUUCAAGCCAUGCAGUUUUUCAAGUUAUUGUAAUUAUGCUAUGAAUGUCAGAAGUGCAACAUCUCUUUAACAAGGAAGUCUAUUGUUUUGUACAGAAGUUUAGUGACUCAUGAUUUCCAGAGAAAGCUUUUAAAUGCCAGAAUUUAUGUAACAUGUUUUUACAUUGAAACUUUUAUAUAUUUUAUAAUGUUUAUAAUGGUGCUGCUUUAUCAAUAAAAAAAAAACAAGCA
Messenger RNA from Cyprinus carpio (common carp), 4296 nucleotides. Its product is annotated as target of Nesh-SH3-like. Gene Ontology annotation, molecular function: protein binding. Lineage: Eukaryota; Metazoa; Chordata; Actinopteri; Cypriniformes; Cyprinidae. The record is from RefSeq and is a predicted model, not a curated record. Gene Ontology annotation, biological process: extracellular matrix organization; positive regulation of cell-substrate adhesion.